Molecule: messenger RNA, 342 nt
Organism: Pelobates cultripes (western spadefoot toad)
Lineage: Eukaryota; Metazoa; Chordata; Amphibia; Anura; Pelobatidae
Source: the annotation of a GenBank genome assembly
AUGGAGGAUUUUAAGACAGUAACUUAUAACAUCUUCACAGUAUGGCUGGCCAUGAUCUUCGUGCUGAUUUUAUUGCCUUCUAUAUUCAGGCUUUCUCUGGGUAUCUCUGAAGUGUACAUGAAAAUCCUGGUUAAAACAUUAGAGUGGGCAACCUUGAGGAUUCAAAAAGGAUUUGAACGUCAAAAGAAACUUCGAGCAUCCACUUCCAAUGUUAUAAUCCAGAGAGAUGAGUCGCCAAUGGAGACUGAGAUUGGGGGCCUGAGACAAUCGCGAAGUCAGUGCUUGCAGCAAGGAGACUUUGAACUGUCCAAUGUGUUCUAUUUCUCCAAGAAGGGGUUUUAA